CAAACUUACUAGCUGUGUGCCUGUCUUGGUCUUCUGAGUUGCGAAGAAGAACCCCAAGUCAAGAAGUGCUGUCUCCUUGUGACAUUCGACCGCGCUCGUCGCGCGGGGAAAGUGAUACUGAAAGUGAACCUUUCGACGAACGAGUGAUUUCGAAUUUCGCGAUUGAAAAUUGUGUUGCAUCAGUGCGAGUGUGUGGUUUUGAAAAUUUUAACGCUUCCAUAAGGAUUACCGCAAGGAACGGCAGCAACCAUGGGCGAUCACGCUGUACCAACGAAGGGAAACGUGCUGGGAUCCCUGGUCCCAGCCCGUUACAUUCUGGCCGGGCUUGGUUCUAUCGCGAUGGCUAUCAUUUAUGGACUGAAAGUGAACCUGAGCGUGGCCAUGGUGGCCAUGUUGAACCACUCGGCAUUGGCUCACAACGCUCCGAUUCACAAGAUGUCCGAAAUGCACAGCACCGAUGAGGUCUGCACCCAGUCAGGCAACACGACCGAGGCCAUAGAGGACGGCCCAUUCUCCUGGAGUGAACCACUUCAGGGCACCAUCCUCAGUUGCUACUUCUGGGGUUACUUCGUGUCGCAGAUUCCCGGCGCCCGGAUUGCCGAAAGCUUCUCCGCCAAAUGGGUUAUGUUCUUCUCGGUGUUCAUCAACGUGAUUUGCACCCUGCUGACUCCUAUCGCUGCCAAACUGCACUACGGAGCCAUGAUUGCCAUGCGUAUCGGUGAAGGUAUCGGAGGAGGUGUGACUUUCCCGGCCAUGCACGUCAUGUUGGCCUCGUGGGCUCCACCGAACGAACGAUCGGUAAUGUCGGCCAUUGUGUACGCUGGAACUGCGCUGGGUACGGUUAUUUCCAUGUUGAUGGCUGGUGUGCUCGCAGGAAGCUUAGGUUGGGAGUCUGUGUUCUACGUGAUGGGUGGUCUGAGCUGCUUGUGGUUGGUUCUGUGGGUCUUCCUGGUGCAGGAUACCCCCAACAAGCAGGCAUUGAUUAGUGCUGAAGAGCGAUCAUUCAUCACCUCAUCGCUGGGAACCGAAGGAGGAUCUGCCCAUAGCGGACCCAAACCGGCUGUUCCAUGGAAGAGGGUCUUCACCUCGGCUCCAUUCUACGGCAUUCUGAUCGCCCACGUAUGCAACAACUGGGGUUGGUACAUGUUACUGAUCGAAUUGCCGUUCUACAUGAAGCAAGUUCUACAGUUCAACAUCAAGGAAAAUGCCGUCGUCACUGCUAUUCCAUUCUUGACCAUGUGGUUCUUCAGUAUGGCUCUAAGCAAGACCUUGGAUGCUCUGCGAGCUCGUAAGAAGAUCAACACUACCAUUGCUAGAAAGAUUGCUACCUUGAUCGCAUCGGUUAUUCCCAUGUGCUGCCUGUUGGCUCUGUGCUACAUUGGAUGCAACCGUGCCGCGGCUGUUGCUUUGAUGACUCUCGGUAUCACCUCGAUCGGUGGUAUGUUCUGCGGUUUCCUGUCCAACCAUAUUGAUAUUGCACCCAACUAUGCCGGUACUCUGAUGGCCAUCACUAACACUGCUGCUACCCUGCCUGGUAUUACUGUACCCAUCUUUGUCGGUCAGAUCACCCACGGAAACCAAACGAUUGGAGCCUGGCGUGUCAUCUUCUUCGUGACUAUCGCACUUUAUAUCCUCGAAAUCUUCGGCUACACUUUCUUGGGAUCUGGUGAGGAGCAACCGUGGAACAAAGGCGACAAGCCCAACAACGGUGCGAUCGAUAAUGGCGAUGCCGAAGCAACUCCACUGAAUGCGAAGGAACCGAAACCAACCUACACGAACCAGGAGGAGUGAACGAGGGCUCUCCUGCAAGAACAGUGAAACCAGUGAAGCUCACGGGAAGAUAGUGCACAUUCACCCAUGUGACAAACAAUUGAAAACGGGGGUUUCAACGUCUCCUGUCAGUCAAAAAGCGACAAAACGAUAUCAAAGCUCUUGUUUCUUACUUGAGAUUUUAUUUUUUUUUUUAUAUUUUUGCUAUUACUGCGACAAAUCUUCAAAUUAGGAUUACUUACUUUCGCAACUAUAGGUACUUUUACGUAGAGAUACUUAAUAUAAAAGAAGAGACAGUCAAUUUUACUUUAAUUGGAUAAACAAAGAUAGAAAUCCAGGUUUAUAAAAAUACGGAAUUGUUUUGUUUUGAGAUUUUAAACACAACAAAUAGAGGAAAUCCAUACCGCCGAUCGAUUCAAAAGAUGCCAUAUGCGAAGAACAAAAGUUUAACUUAACUACACACAUAUAACACUGACCACUACCUACCUAUACAAUUCUGACGGACUUAUACUUAGGCUCAAAAGCCAAACCUCUCUGGUACUUUAGGAACCAAGCAAUUAAAAGUUACUUAAAGAGACUUUCUGCGAAGGAAAUUGCAAGCAUUUAGCUAAAUCAAUGAAGCAAACCAUGAAA
Molecule: messenger RNA, 2403 nt
Organism: Ochlerotatus camptorhynchus
Lineage: Eukaryota; Metazoa; Arthropoda; Insecta; Diptera; Culicidae
Gene: MFS3
Product: major facilitator superfamily transporter 3
Exons: 4
Coding region: 250-1791 (513 amino acids)
Biological process (GO): transmembrane transport; monoatomic anion transport
Cellular component (GO): membrane
Molecular function (GO): transmembrane transporter activity
Source: RefSeq, a predicted model, not a curated record